AUGGCAAUGCUCCGCCUGAUUCCCUACCUACUGCUGCUGUUGCUGGCGCUGCCCGUUGGCACCUUCACACAGACUGUCCAGGGCUGCGGCUCAAGGGCCUUCAUCUAUCACAACGGGGUCCCUGCAAAUUCGAUCGACGUGAUGUUCCGAGAUUCCGAGACAGGGGCAUCUGUUGGUUGGGGUUAUAUUGCCAUGAACUUAAGCGCAUUGACUCUACCAGAGCCCAUCGCGACCGACCAAACGGUACCCGGAACUAUAAAUUUCGCAGUGAAACUGGAAGCAUUUGUCGGAAGCAUUUCGGCUGAUGUUCUAACCGAGUCCAUGUUUCAAUAUGGUUACCCCGGCGGUGGCGCUGAUUGUUCUUCUGACCCUGACACUAAUGGCUACCUGUCAUUCCCCAUGGACGUGCCGCAAAAUGUGGUAUUCGCCUCAACGCUGGACUACAGUAGGCUAAUCACCAACCUUCUGGUACAUCCACUGCUCGGACUCCCGAAAUGUCAGCCAAUUGUACUCUACAUGCGUGCAAAGUUCACAGACAAAAAUAAUUCGUCUCGUUCCGCCUACCUGGCCACGGACUGGGUCUCAGCUGGCAACGCCUCUGACCCGCCGCCCCCUCCUCGCCCACUCAGUCCCCCUCCCCUGCCACCCUCGCCAUCCCCUCCCCCACCACCUUCCCCUUCUCCACCACCACCACCCCGGCCGCCCCCACCGGCACCUAAGGCUCCUAAGUCUCCCCGAGCCCCCAAACCCCCCAAGGCCCCCAAGGCACCCCAGCCCCCACCUCGACCAGCAAACAACCUGCUGGUCAACAAGUUCCCCUUCUCGUCCUGCAGUGCUAGUGACGUCAGCCUCACACCGUACCGGAUGACGUCACCCAUGGGGCCGUUCAACGUAACCGCCACCGCUGUCACCUACUGCUUCCGGAUCUCCGCCUCAGCAACAGUGGACAGCACCAGCCCAUGUGCGAGGAUGGUCAUCAAUGAGCUUCAAAUCGUCAUCGACCCCAGCUGCGUGGAGUCCUUCCCCAACUCCUUCCGAGUAACCACCGUCAACGGUGUGACGGUGUCCCCCAGCUACACCUACAAGACAUGGCGGGAGCAGACGUACGGCGUGAUGACGAUCACGUCCCUGGCGAGCACCUUCCCCAUAACCCCCGCUGGCGGCCUGUAUGUAUGUCUGGCCAUGAGUCGAAACAGCAGGUGUGGCACUCCGGCGGGGCUGUGCUACGGAAACAGCUGUGUGUACUCGCUGCUCAAUGCGGACAACAGCUGCUGUCCUGCCAGCCAGGUGCCGUACUAA
This is a messenger RNA of Volvox carteri f. nagariensis, 1299 nucleotides long. RefSeq lists its product as uncharacterized. The transcript is spliced from 3 exons. Bases 1 to 1299 code for a protein of 432 amino acids. Lineage: Eukaryota; Viridiplantae; Chlorophyta; Chlorophyceae; Chlamydomonadales; Volvocaceae. The record is from RefSeq and is a predicted model, not a curated record.